This is a messenger RNA of Owenia fusiformis, 1719 nucleotides long. The record is from the annotation of a GenBank genome assembly. NCBI's taxonomy places the organism in Eukaryota, Metazoa, Annelida, Polychaeta, Sabellida, Oweniidae.
AGUUGAAAACGCAAACUUCAGAAAAAGAAGACACAUUUCCUUUGCCAGAUUAAAUUAUCACCACCAAACCAACAUGAGAGAAAUCGUUCACUUGCAAGCCGGACAGUGCGGAAACCAGAUCGGAGCUAAAUUCUGGGAAGUUAUCUCUGAUGAGCACGGUAUUGACCCCACAGGUACAUACCAUGGAGACUCAGAUCUUCAGCUAGAGAGAAUCAAUGUCUACUACAAUGAAGCCACAGGAGGUAAAUAUGUACCCCGUGCUGUAUUGGUCGACUUGGAGCCAGGUACCAUGGACUCCGUCAGGUCCGGACCAUUUGGACAAAUCUUCAGACCAGACAACUUUGUGUUUGGACAAAGUGGUGCCGGAAACAACUGGGCCAAAGGACAUUAUACAGAAGGUGCUGAACUUGUAGACUCCGUCCUUGAUGUUGUGAGGAAGGAGGCUGAGAGCUGUGAUUGUCUUCAGGGAUUCCAGCUUACUCACUCCCUUGGAGGUGGUACCGGAUCUGGAAUGGGAACACUUCUCAUCUCCAAAAUCCGUGAAGAAUACCCAGACAGAAUCAUGAACACAUUCUCAGUUGUGCCAUCACCAAAAGUAUCAGACACUGUUGUAGAACCAUACAACGCCACUCUCUCAGUACAUCAGCUUGUUGAGAACACAGAUGAGACCUACUGUAUUGAUAAUGAGGCACUCUAUGACAUUUGCUUCCGUACUCUGAAGCUCACCACCCCAACAUAUGGAGAUCUGAACCAUCUGGUCUCUGCCACUAUGUCUGGUGUAACUACCUGCCUGCGUUUCCCCGGUCAACUCAAUGCAGAUCUCCGUAAACUCGCUGUCAACAUGGUCCCAUUCCCCCGUCUGCAUUUCUUCAUGCCUGGGUUUGCUCCACUUACAUCUCGUGGCAGCCAGCAAUAUCGUGCUCUCACUGUCCCAGAGCUUACCCAACAGAUGUUCGAUGCCAAGAACAUGAUGGCUGCAUGCGACCCACGUCACGGACGUUACCUCACCGUCGCUGCCAUGUUCCGUGGACGUAUGUCCAUGAAGGAGGUUGAUGAACAGAUGUUGAAUGUGCAAAACAAGAACAGCAGCUACUUCGUUGAAUGGAUCCCCAACAACGUCAAGACAGCUGUCUGUGACAUUCCCCCACGUGGUCUCAAGAUGUCUGCCACAUUCAUUGGCAACAGCACCGCCAUCCAGGAGCUCUUCAAGCGUAUCUCUGAACAGUUCACUGCUAUGUUCAGGCGUAAGGCUUUCCUCCAUUGGUACACUGGUGAGGGUAUGGACGAGAUGGAAUUCACAGAGGCAGAAUCCAACAUGAAUGACUUGGUAUCUGAAUACCAACAGUACCAGGAUGCUACCGCUGAAGAGGAGGGUGAAUUUGAUGAGGAAGAAGAGGAUGGUGAGGAAGCCUAAACAGGGUCUUCUCUCAUCCAGCUUCUUGAAUUGUAACAAAAACUCUUAAAUGGACUUGCUCAGUUUUAUCUCAACCAAAGACUUCAGUAUAAUUCUCAAUUCGGGAGUUGUUGCUACAGUUCAUCUGAAGAUUGCUCUUUACAAGCAGUUGACAGCAUUUAGUUAAAAAACAUUAAAUCAAAAUUGAUCUAAGUCAAAACUCAAUAGCUUUAUUACUGUAUGUAACUGCAUCACACUGUUGCAGAAAUCCUAACAUUUUAUAUUUUGUGUACAACAAAGCUGCAGGGAAUUUAGAUCUAAAAUAA